UUUGACUAGUUUCUUCAGAGCCUUUUCUACUGUAUAGAAUACGUUUGGCCGCCUUGCGCACAAGAUGGACCUGACUAAAACUUACAUCUUAUUGAACUGACAUUUGAAAGAAUGGCCCAAAACAGAGCAAUGAAAUCCGGUUUAGCUGCUGAAGCUCAUGAGAGGAUUCAGAAAAAAUUCGACCCACAGUUAGCUGGUACGAUGCUGGAAUGGGUGAAAGAAGUUACUGGACUGGACAUCAAUACAAGCGGAGAAAGUGGAGAAUUCCAUGAGGUGCUAAAAGACGGUCAAGUACUAUGCAGGCUUAUUAACUCACUCCAACCCGGAACAAUUCCAGAGAAGAAAAUAAAUACCUCCCAAUUAGCUUUCAAACAGAUGGAGAACAUUAACUACUUUCUAGAAGCUGCUCAAAAGCUGGGCGUGACUACUCAAGAAUGUUUCCAAACCGUGGAUUUAUGGGAACAGCAAAACCUUGCAGCUGUUGUAACUUGUCUUGAAUCACUAGCACGAAAGGGCUCCAAGUUUGGACAAAAGGCCUUAGGACCCAAAGAAGCAGAUCCUAACAUCAGAGAAUGGACAAAGGAACAACUGAAGGCAGGUGAUUCCAUUAUAAGUCUUCAGUAUGGGUCCAACAAGGGUGCAAAUGCCAGUGGUAUUAAUUUUGGCAACACACGUCACAUGUAGAUAAAAAAAAAUAAAAAAAUUGCAGAAAUGAGUUAAUACAAAAUGACAUAUUUGGUGUCACACAUCUUUCACAAAAAGGAAUGUGCAAAUUUCUAUUCCUUCUCUUAAGUGCUUUUGUUUAUUUGCAGUUUUCAUUUAUGUUCUAACUCUUUGAUACAUAUAUUUUCUACAGUCUUACUUGAAAAAUAUUUCGAACUGACUAAUUUAAUCUUAAAUGUACUGUCAAGUUUGUGUUUAAAAUUUAAAAAAUAAAUUUUUUGAUGAAUAUAUUAAACAUUAGUUAAGAUAAAUGUACAUUCUUUGUGUUUUGAAUGUUCUGUUUUUAUUUUCAUGUAUUUUCUCUCAUGUAUUAAUUCUAUUGUCCAUUGUGAUAAAAAGAACGAAAAUUUUUUAUUAUUUGUUUAAAUGUGCUAUUAUUUUAUUUAUGAAGUUUGGACUAAUCAAUGCAUGUUGUAUUUUAUUUUGUAUAAAAUCUGUUUAACGUUAAGCAUUUUACCACGGGAAUGUAUUUUGCACAACAUAUUUUGUUUAGAGAAAUGGACCAAUUUAUAAAAUAUGUCUAACAUGUUGAUACAAUACCAGUAUUUGUUUACUAAACUUGUAUACAAAGACUAUCUUUCAAAUGUGGAAUAGUAAAUAUAUAAUUAUUUCUGAAAGCAAAAAAAAAAAA
Messenger RNA from Limulus polyphemus (Atlantic horseshoe crab), 1354 nucleotides. Its product is annotated as myophilin-like. Lineage: Eukaryota; Metazoa; Arthropoda; Merostomata; Xiphosura; Limulidae. Gene Ontology annotation, molecular function: protein binding. The coding region runs from base 112 to 684 and encodes 190 amino acids. The record is from RefSeq and is a predicted model, not a curated record. The transcript is spliced from 4 exons.